GAUGGAAAUAGCGAAGAGACGCCAUUGGAGGAAACUACGGAGGAUUAUUGGGCAGGAAGUGGAUCUGGACCGGAAGAUGAACAAUCUUUGCAAAAUGAGACGAGGGAAUCUUUGAUUCACGAGGCAAGUGAUCACGAUGCGGUGGUAUAUGUAGGAGAAGGUGGAGCAUACGUUCCAGUACCAUCUAUAAAAAAUCGUCCACUAAGUCCAAAUCUUCAAGCUUUACAAACCCUACAAGGACUUCAAGGAUUAACAGGAGGGGGCGGAACAGGUGUGGUCGCUGACGAAGAAUGGCGGAGACAUCCGGAAACUUGGGAUCGAGAACAUCGAAGAUAUAGGCCCAAUACCACGAGAGUACAACAUAUCGAAGCAGAGUGCCAGGAUGAUUAUAUGAAAAUCAGGAUCGGUUUUAAUGGCUCGUUCACAGGAUUACUUUACUCAGCAGGAUACUCCUACGAUCCCGACUGCAUGUACGUUAACGGAACGGGCCGUGAUUACUAUGAAUUUUACAUCCAAUUGAAUCGGUGCGGCACUCUGGGCGAGAACACUCAUCACCAGGACAGCAGAAAGAACCCCACGAAAAAUCUCAUGUGGAACACCGUAACCGUCCAGUAUAAUCCGCUGAUCGAGGAAGAAUUCGAUGAACACUUCAAGGUCACUUGCGAGUAUGGAUACGAUUUUUGGAAGACAGUGACGUUUCCCUUUCUCGAUGUCGAGGUCGCCACGGGAAAUCCCGUAGUCUUCACCCUCCAGCCACCGGAGUGCUACAUGGAAAUCAGAUACGGUUACGGGACCACUGGAACUAGAGUGGCUGGACCAGUUCGCGUCGGCGAUCCUCUGACUCUCAUUAUCUACAUGCGCAGUAAAUACGAUGGUUUCGAUAUCGUCGUGAACGAUUGUUACGCACAUAAUGGUGGAAACAAGAGGAUUCAACUUAUCGAUCAAUACGGAUGUCCCGUAGACGACAAACUGAUUAGCAGAUUUCGUGGAUCCUGGUCUGAGAGUGGUCUAUUCGAGACCCAAGUUUUUGCUUAUAUGAAGACAUUUAGGUUUACAGGAUCACCCGCUUUAUACAUCGAGUGCGAUGUUCGUAUGUGCCACGGUCGAUGUCCGAGUCAACCAUGCCAUUGGAGAAACGCUAAAAAUGUUGCGAAAAGAUCCGUAUCGGACAUGAUUGGUGGACCGACAACACCUGCUACUAGUUUAUCGGAAAAUGUUAAUCUUUUCCAAUCCCUUCGAGUUCUUCAGGAAGGGGAAGUUGACACGGAACUUUUCCAGAAUUCUACUACCGCUUCUCGUAAUGGUGCAAAUGAUUCAGGCUCAAACGACAGAGUGUGUUUAAGAUCGAACGUGAUGAGCACUAUUGUUGGAUUAGGUUGUGGUAUAAUUUGUUUAUUGUCGGGUACAUUGUUGGCAAUGUGUUCGCGAAUGCGAAGACAAGCGCGAGAAAAAUUACUCUCGGAUAGCAUAAGCUAUAUGACGCACAAGGGUAGAAUUAAUUAAGCGG
Molecule: messenger RNA, 1507 nt
Organism: Polistes canadensis
Lineage: Eukaryota; Metazoa; Arthropoda; Insecta; Hymenoptera; Vespidae
Exons: 9
Source: RefSeq, a predicted model, not a curated record